Molecule: messenger RNA, 2384 nt
Organism: Crotalus tigris (Tiger rattlesnake)
Lineage: Eukaryota; Metazoa; Chordata; Lepidosauria; Squamata; Viperidae
Gene: TM4SF4
Product: transmembrane 4 L six family member 4
Exons: 5
Coding region: 178-792 (204 amino acids)
Cellular component (GO): membrane
Source: RefSeq, a predicted model, not a curated record
AGGCUUAUAAAUUGUCAGAGCUUUGGGCUGCUGGCAGACUGAACUCUGUGAAAGAAAGUGGGAUUGAAAACACAAGUGGGUUGAGGCAAACUAUAAGAAGCUUCUGCUAAAAAUUACAUCAAGAUCCAAGGAAAGGUCUACCUUUUUUUAGUGGAAUUUGCAGUACAAUUUCGAAAUAUGUGUUGUGGAGGGUGUGCCAAGUGUCUUGGAAUUACUCUCAUUCCUUUAAGCAUACUGUGCGUUCUCGCCAAUAUUCUCUUAUUUUUUCCUGGGGGAAUAAUUGAAAUUAGUGACAAUAUUUCAGAUGAAGUUUGGUACUUUGGAGGAAUUUUGGGUUCUGGUGUGCUGAUGGUGUUUCCAGUUUUGGUCUUUUUGGGCCUUAAGAAUAAUGAUUGUUGUGGAUGUUGUGGAAAUGAAAGCUGUGGAAAAAGAUUUGCGAUGUUUAGUUCUAUAAUAUUUGCAGCAGUUGGAAUUGUGGGAGCUGGAUACAGUUUUAUUGUGUCAGUUGUGGCUUUGAACAGAGGCCCGAAGUGUAACACUGAUAGGAGCAAUAGUAGCAUCUGGAUAUAUCCAUUUUAUAACGGGGAUUACCUUACGGAUCAUAAUUUAUGGGACCAAUGCCAGUACCCAGAAUCCAUUGUGCCCUGGAAUCUAACACUCUUCUCUCUGCUGCUGAUAAUGAGUGGAGUUCAGCUGGUCUUGUGUGCCAUUCAGGCAAUCAAUGGUCUCUUUGGAGCUAUCUGUGGAGACUGUAAAUGUUGUGGUUGCUGUGGGGGAAAUGGAACAGUUUAAAGAAGAUGAUUGCAAUAUAUCAGCUAUGAUAACACAGAAUAUCCUUUCUGGACUUUCCUCUUGAUAUGAUGGGCCACGUGUGUUUUAUAUGAAACGGGUCCGGAAUGAGGAAUCUUUUCUCAUAAUGUAGGAGAAUUACUUUUUCCUUCCUGCGCUUAUUUCUCCUCACAUAUUUAGCACCAAUCGGACUAAAGCAUAUUUAUUUUUAUAAUAAAUUAUUUUCCAAGGCAAAGUAUUUGAGACAACACUGGUUAAUUUUGGCUCUUUCCCAUCAAGAAGCAAAAUUAUAAACCACUUGUGAAUAGUUUAUGUAAAGAUUGUCUAUGUUGGAUAUAAGUCAUAUAAAUGGAAUACUAAUAAUAAUUUGUAAUUACAGCUUACAUGUAAAGGUAAUGACAAUAUCUUUGAUACCAUCAAACAGUAUCUGCCUAGCCCAGAUCCUUGGGAAGGACUCAAUAGGUGGAUAAAAAUGCCAAAUCCAGUCAAAACAUUUGGAUGACUGUGCAAACAACCAUAGUAAUAAUCAUAAUAAUUUACAGGAGUGUGAGAUCGAAGCUCACAUUUGGAAUGUUUAUAGACUCUGUGUAGGUUUUUUUUUAAUCCUCCAUUAUUCCCUAUUGUUUCUUAAUUACUGUUUUUAAGAAUUGCAUGUUAGUUUGUAUUCCUACAAGUCAAAUGUUAUGCUCCUUCAUAGCUAUUUUUGUAUGUUACUGUGUUAGUAUACAGAAUUAUUUCAUUUUCUAAAUGAACAUUACUUUAAAACAAAUGAUAUAAAAAUAAUAAACCAUAAUGGAAUUAAAAGUUUGGGGUAGUAUAAAAUGGACUGAAUCUGCCUAGAAUAAAUCAGAAAAUUGAAUGGCUGAUUUACUAGCCAAAUAGCUUGAAAUGGAAAAUUCAGUGGUUGCAAAUUCAUGCUACUGGGCCUUUUAGCUUAACAAAUGUUUGUCAUGUUAGUUUCCAGAAAAGGGUCACUCUUUUUAUGUCAACCUCUCUGUUAAAUUGUUCUUUCAAGGCUUCUAUGGUCACCCCAUUCAAAGGUAACAUAGGCUUUAUUGCAGUUGGAUAAUUAGAGUUGCCAUGUAGAAACCAAAAGGUGUAGCUUUGCUUCUUCCUCUCUUACUUUUUUCCAGAUUAUAUUUUCUGCUUUCUGUCUCAUGUGGAAUAUACCAAAGGGUAGAAGCUCUAGCAUUAAAACAGUGACAACUUUCAAGUAUCUCCCUCCUUUCCCUUCCUUCAGUAAUGAUAGCUUUCUUUUAAGAUGUAAAUGGUAUACUGAGUUCCCAUAUCCCUCCGCACCAUAAAUACAGUAUGACCUAUAUUGGUUUGCCAGAUGGAAAAAGAACAGUGAGUGCUAUUCCAGAAUUUGUAGACUUCCUGCCUGCACUUGGCAUAGCAUAGCCCAAUAGUUAAGUUGGUUUACCCCAUUUGGAAGUAGAGCCAUGGCUUAUAUUCUACUAGCCGCAAGGAAGCAUCUUGUUUUGGAUAGCCUCAUAUGAAGAGCAUGUUGUGAAUAGUGUUGUAUCUGUUACUAAAAUCUGUACACCUCAAUAUUUUGAGACAAAUAAAAUCGUCACUUUUGCAUAUCUGCUGUA